UCAAAAUACAUAGAAAAUAAGGCCAUUGGCUUGUGUAUCAACACCAUCUCUUGUUUCUCUGUUCCAGUGACGGUGACUGUGGGAGGACAACAACACUUGCUGGGACUUUAUGACACUGCAGGGCAGGAGGACUACAACCAGCUGAGACCCCUGUCCUACCCCAACACAGAUGUGUUCUUGAUCUGCUUCUCAGUGGUGAAUCCUGCCUCGUACCACAAUGUCCAGGAGGAGUGGGUGCCCGAGCUGAAAGUGUGCAUGCCCAACGUGCCUUAUGUCCUCAUAGGAACACAGAUUGAUCUCCGGGAUGAUCCCAAAACUUUGGCUCGGCUGCUUUACAUGAAGGAGAAACCACUCACCUAUGAGCACGGCGUGAAGCUAGCAAAGGAGAUUGGAGCACAGUGCUAUCUGGAAUGCUCAGCCCUCACACAGAAAGGCCUUAAGACUGUCUUUGAUGAGGCAAUCAUGACCAUUUUCCACCCCAAGAAGAAGAAGAAGCGCUGUGCAAAGUGUCAUAGGUGCUGCACCCUUGUGUGAAGUCGCUUGGAAAGAAAAGUGAGCGGAGUUCAAUAAAACCAAGCAGGUUAGAAAGGCAAUGGUCACAUACAACUGAAAUGGGGAACAUGACCAGAAAAGGGUCCUUCUUACCCAAAUAUUGGAGCCCUCUGUUCUGUGAAACCUCCAAGCUGUAUCACACUAGGCCAACUCAUGUCUCUGUGCUUUCCUAACCCUCCAGAGCUGUAUGCAGCCUGUUCCCACUACUGCAGACUGCACCGAGCCAACAGAAACCAGGAUGUCUGCUCCUGCCUUGCUCUUCACCUUGGAAUAAGGUGAAG
Acanthisitta chloris (rifleman) is the source of this 833-nucleotide messenger RNA. RefSeq names its product ras homolog family member J (gene RHOJ). The record is from RefSeq and is a predicted model, not a curated record. The annotation marks the transcript as partial. The transcript has 4 exons. Gene Ontology annotation, biological process: small GTPase-mediated signal transduction. Gene Ontology annotation, molecular function: GTPase activity; GTP binding. NCBI's taxonomy places the organism in Eukaryota, Metazoa, Chordata, Aves, Passeriformes, Acanthisittidae.